This is a messenger RNA of Benincasa hispida (wax gourd), 441 nucleotides long. NCBI's taxonomy places the organism in Eukaryota, Viridiplantae, Streptophyta, Magnoliopsida, Cucurbitales, Cucurbitaceae. The record is from RefSeq and is a predicted model, not a curated record.
AUGCCGAGCUAUGUGAAAUUCCUCAAGGACAUAGUUGCUAAUAAAAGAAAGAUUAGGGAGAAUGAAAUAGUUGCAUUAACAUAUGAGUGCAAUGCGCUAUUUCAAAUCAACGUCCCCACCAAAAUGAAAGAUCCCGAGAGUUUCACAUUGCCCUGCUCAAUAGGGGGAAAGAAGGUUAGAAAUGCGCUGUGUGAUUUGGGGGCGAGUAUAAACCUAAUGCCCUUUUCAAUCUUCAAAAAGUUGAAUAUCGGUAACGCAAGACCAACCACAAUUACAUUGCAGUUGGCCGAUAGAUCAAUAACGCAUUCUGAAGGCAAAAUAGAGGAUGUACUUGUGCAAGUAGAUAAGUUUAUCUUCCCUACUGACUUUAUCAUAUUAGAUUAUGAAGCUGAUAGAGAAGUGCCUAUCAUCUUGGGUCGCCCAUUUCUUGCAACAGGGUGA